Molecule: messenger RNA, 216 nt
Organism: Vavraia culicis subsp. floridensis
Lineage: Eukaryota; Fungi; Microsporidia; Pleistophoridae
Exons: 1
Coding region: 1-216 (71 amino acids)
Source: RefSeq, a predicted model, not a curated record
AUGACAAUCCACAAAUCACAGGGCCAGUCAUUUGACAAGGUAGGUGUUUAUCUGCACAGCCCAGUCUUUGUGCAUGGUCAGUUGUAUGUAGCUCUGUCGAGAGUGCGCUAUGCAAACGGUCUAAGAGUGUAUUUUGCUGACAAUGGAGACCAAGGAAAGUAUGAGAAUGGUAAAGUAUACACAAGAAAUGUUGUAUACAAUGAGAUACUGGAAUGA